CGCGCUGAGGAGCGAGCCCGGGAGCCCCACACUGGCGGGCAUUGAGCCGGAGCCCCCCCGCAGCUGCAGCCGGACGCCUCGAUGCCGCAGCAGAGCAGCUUCCAAGUCUGAAGAAGACAUAACCUUGUGCCUGCCUGCCCACCCCACUCUCUGAGCCUGCUAGUCUCUCAGGUCAGAUACGCUGACCUUCACUGCUCAGCUAAGGGUUCCAAGGACUCCACUGUCUCUAGACCCAUCCAGCUGAGUGAACCCAGGGUGUUAUUACACCCGAGGGGAUAGAGGAGUAGGCGGUCAAGGCACCAGAGGAAGAGCCCACUGGGGCCUCAAGCAGAGGAGUGAAACUGGAACCAUCAGGGAACAUGAGUGAAUUUUGGCACAAACUGGGCUGCUGCGUGGUAGAGAAACCCCAGCCGAAGAAGAAGAGGAGACGAAUUGACCGGACCAUGAUUGGGGAACCAAUGAAUUUUGUCCACCUGACUCACAUUGGCUCUGGGGAAAUGGGGGCCGGAGAUGGACUUGCCAUGACAGGUGCAGUUCAGGAGCAGAUGAGAUCCAAGGGAAACCGAGACAGGCCAUGGAGCAAUUCUAGGGGCUUGUAGCUCCAACAGGAAAGGUUCUGCUGUCUGAAACCCUACUCUGUCCAGCCCAGAAGAGAUGCUGCCCCUACCAGAUGCCUCCUACAACCAGUGACCCCAGGGCCUCUCUUUUCCCUGUUCCCCUAAUAGUGCCUCAAAAGGCUUGGGGGCUGGACUCCCUCUAUUCUCUCUGGCUAGAGCCCCUCCUGGAGAUGGGGUCAAGGCAGCAGGACUGACCAAAUGACUACUGGUUGGCCAGAGGAGCUCAGCUGAAGCCCUGGACACUCUCAGAUCUGAGAUAGGAGUUUUCUGGGAAACUGGAAUGAGUUCCCUUCUCCUGAAUGACGGUCUAGGUGCCACUUGUUUUUAAACUCUUAACCUGGAACUCCUUAAAUGGGGCAGGUGGGUGAGAUUACCAAAGCUGAAGCUGGCUUUGCUGAGAAACUCCCUACCUCCCUGCCUUCUCCUCUUUCCUCUUGGAGUGGACUGAAGCAGACAUCAAGCAGAGGCUGAGAGGGUGACCACUGCCUAGUCUACUCUUUCUCUGUAGAUCUCAGACCUUAAGCUCACAGUCCCUCAAUAUCUCUCUGCCAGUACCAGGGUCUUUCUCUAGUUAGGCCUCUAACUCUCUGUUUCUGUAGCAUUGCUAGCUUCCCAACAUCUCUCUUUUUUUUUUUUUAAUUAAUUAAAAUUUUAAUUUAAGAUGAGUUCUCUUAAUUACCCCCAUCCUACUACUACCUCCGCUGUUAACCCCAUCCCUUUUAGGAACCUUAUUGUUUCCCACUGAAUAUGAGUUAAGGUAAGAGGUGGAUCUUAACCUAAUGACAUUCCAUUUAAGUCUUGGGGACUUGGCCUGCCCUCUGCCAACCUCCCUGCUGGCCCAGGUGAGAGGAGGAAGAGGGAGCUGGAGAGAAACUCAGAAUGCAGCAAAAUUAGGAGUUAUGUCUCAGGGUGGACUUCCUGGCCAUUGAGGAUGGCAGAAGCAGUGAGAGAAAUAGGUUGAAAAUAAUCAUCUGAGGGCCGGCCCGGGGGCGUAGCGGUUAAGUGUGUGCGCUCUGCUGCGGUGGCCCGGGGUUCGGAUCCUGGGGACACACCGAUGCGCCGCUAAUCAAGCCAUGCUGUGGCGGCAUCCCAUAUAAAGUGGAGGAAGAUGGGCACGGAUGUUAGCCCAGGGCCAGUCUUCCUCAGCAAAAAGAGGAGGAUUGGCGACAGAUGUUAGCUCAGGGCUGAUCUUCCUCACA
Molecule: messenger RNA, 1816 nt
Organism: Diceros bicornis minor
Lineage: Eukaryota; Metazoa; Chordata; Mammalia; Perissodactyla; Rhinocerotidae
Gene: CDC42SE1
Product: CDC42 small effector 1
Exons: 5
Coding region: 360-599 (79 amino acids)
Biological process (GO): regulation of Rho protein signal transduction
Cellular component (GO): plasma membrane
Molecular function (GO): small GTPase binding
Source: RefSeq, a predicted model, not a curated record